AAUUACGUAUAUGAUUUGUUAUAAAUAUAAUCCAGUGUUUUUUUUAGUUAUUGUUACAACAUUCCAAUAACCAUGUCCGACCUUUUCCACUCUCUUUCACUGUCUCUCCUCCUCUUACCCUUCUUGUUCAUUUCCAUGGCUGCUCAGUUCAAUUAUUCAACUUACCCCAGCUGCCCUUCAUACAACUGCGGGAACAUCAAUAUCAGCUACCCUUUUUGGAGGAUCGGCAGUGAAACCUCCACCCAGUUCUGCGGUUACCCUGGUUUUGGAAUCAAUUGCUCUAAAGACGGUGAUCAACAGGAUAUUCCAACUAUUAAUUUGGGAAACGAUUCUUACUAUAUCCAAAAUAUAUUUUACGGUGAUCAAAUACUGGAAUUCCCUUAUAUACUCUACGAACCAAAGACUAUUGUCCUUGUAGACUACGACGUUUCUGCCACCGUCCCGAUCGUCGACUGCCCCAUGGUGCGCCAUAACAUUUCAAUCGGAACUUUGCCUUUCCUUUUUACGGAUCAGAAUGUUAACCUACGUGUUCACUUUAAUUGUACCGGAGUUCCGCCUUUUGCACAUGAAAUCCCGUGUCUGAGUUCCGCGAGUAGUAAGUCGUGCGUUAAUAAAGUAAACUCCGAGCCAGCGAAUUUCAGUUGGGAUGAGUACUCAUGUGAUGACGAUGCUGUUGUAGCGACGGUGUUGGAUGAACUUGGCCCAGAAAGAUUGCUGGGGAUAGAGUUCAUCGAAGCCUUGAGGGGAGGAUUCGAGCUCGCAUGGGAGAGAAUGGGGAAUUGCAAAAAGUGUGAAACUUCCUUUGGGCGUUGCGGUUACAAUAGCAAUACGACGGAGUUAAUGUGUUUUUGCUCCGGCGGCACGACUACUUUGGGUCAUUGUGAAGGGUCCGGCGUUUGGGUUAAGAUAAUGAUUCUAGGAAUUCUAUCGGCAAUAUCACUAUCAAUUGUGUUGAUGUGCAUUUGCAGUAUGAAAUCCUCACUAAGAAGCAAUUGUGUUGUCUUAUCUAAUCAUCCAACUGCGGACGAGAAUAGCAUUGAGGCCUUUGUCAUACAAUAUGGAUCGUUGAGUGCAAAAAGAUACACAUAUGCUGAUAUUAACGACAUGACAAACUCAUUUGAAGUUAAAUUAGGACAAGGAGGUUUCGGUACUGUGUUUAAAGGGAAACUUUCAGAUGGACGUCUUGUGGCUGUAAAAGUUUUGAACUCAUCAAAAGCAUCUGGGCAAGAAUUCAUAAACGAAGUUGCAAGCAUUGGUAGGACAUCUCAUGUUAACAUUGUUACUCUUCUGGGAUUUUGUUUUGAGCAUCAAAAAGGAGCUCUCCUAUAUGAGUUCAUGCCAAAUGGAUCGUUAGAAAAGUUUAUAUAUGGUCGUGUCUGUCCAAAUACAAGCAAACCCAUAGGUGUAGACAAGUUAUAUGAGAUAGCCCUUGGAAUUGCACGAGGCCUUGACUACUUGCAUCGUGGCUGCAACACUCGAAUUUUGCAUCUUGACAUAAAGCCACAUAAUAUCCUCCUGGAUGAAGACUUUUGUCCCAAGAUAGCAGAUUUUGGGCUUGCAAAAUUAUACUCUAGGAAAGACAGUAUCGUAUCUAUGUUAGAGGCUAGAGGCACUAUUGGGUAUAUUGCCCCUGAAGUUGUUAAUAGAAACUUCGGAGGUGUCUCCCAUAAAUCGGAUGUCUAUAGUUAUGGGAUGUUAAUACUAGAAAUAGUUGGGGGAAGGAAAAAUGUUGAUGCUGGUGUUGGUGUUGGUUCUGGGCAUACGAGUGAGAUAUAUUUCCCUCAUUGGAUUUACAACCGUCUGAAGAAAGAUGAAAUCUUAUUAGAUGGUUUGACAACUAUAGAGGAAAAUGAUUAUGCUAGAAAAAUGACAAUAGUCGGCUUAUGGUGCAUACAAACUGAUCCGAAACAAAGGCCAUCCAUCAAUGGAGUGAUAGAAAUGUUAGAAGGAAACAUGGAGUCACUGGAAAUUCCACCAAAACCAUUCUUUUCUUCUCUUCCACGAUCACAAGCCACCAUAUGUAACACAUCAGAGGACGUCAGUAUGGAUCACUGUAGUAUAAAAGAAGUAUGAAAUACUAACGCACUCAUUGCAUGCAUGAUGGUUUCAUAUUUUUCGAAGAUAUAAAGUUUGAUGAAAAUUUUCUUAUUUUUAGGUAUUGAUAUAUCUUCUGACAAUGUAAGCUUUUGUUCAAAGACUUUUUGAGAGGUUAUUAAGCCAUUUAUCUUUGGUUCUUUUUAAUUUUAUUCUCUAGUCCAAUUUGUAGACUUGGUGGUUAUAAAACAUAUUUUAUCCUUCUCAGUUUUAUACUUUUAUGUAAGGAUCAGCUUUUAAUGAAGAA
This is a messenger RNA of Lactuca sativa (garden lettuce), 2341 nucleotides long. RefSeq names its product LEAF RUST 10 DISEASE-RESISTANCE LOCUS RECEPTOR-LIKE PROTEIN KINASE-like 2.1. NCBI's taxonomy places the organism in Eukaryota, Viridiplantae, Streptophyta, Magnoliopsida, Asterales, Asteraceae. The record is from RefSeq and is a predicted model, not a curated record. Gene Ontology annotation, biological process: protein phosphorylation. Gene Ontology annotation, molecular function: polysaccharide binding; ATP binding; protein kinase activity.